Cooperia oncophora is the source of this 594-nucleotide messenger RNA. The record is from the annotation of a GenBank genome assembly. NCBI's taxonomy places the organism in Eukaryota, Metazoa, Nematoda, Chromadorea, Rhabditida, Trichostrongylidae.
AUGUCAAUGACAUAUUUCGGCUCGGAUGGAUAUCUUCAAAUGGAUGCAAAUUUCGCCACUUUGGCGACAUCGCUAUGCAUCUGUGCUUUUGUCAUCUGCUGUGCGUUUCGGUACUUUCUCCGACAUUGCUGCAAAUUUCGUGCGACACGCGGUAUACCAAACUAUACAGCACAGUACUACAUCACCAAUUCGGGUCAUCCAUGCAGUCGCUUCUAUUUCGAUGAACGGAAUCAAAUACGAAGUAUGGUAAUCACUGCCAGUAUACAACCCACGACUGAACAAUACCCACAGAUUGUUGGAUUCGUAUUGGAGCCAUCGCACCUCGAGUCAGAACAUCCCUCUGAGUCACCUAGACCUCCCCGGUACGAAGAUGCGCUUAAGUUGACAUCCGCUCCGCCUCUAUACGAAGAAGAAUCGAAUGCCUCAAGUUCGCCGCCGCGAAUUGUCGAGCUGCCUCGAAGUGGACAAACUACGGCUAGAAUGGAAUCGUCAGCCGAAGAGGUGUCCUCAAUCGAUGGAGAAGUGGAAGAUAUGAAAUCGCCGCGACCAUCACGAAGUCAACCAAAGACCAAACAGAUUGUCAUCUACAGAUGA